This is a messenger RNA of Actinia tenebrosa (Australian red waratah sea anemone), 1857 nucleotides long. RefSeq names its product cleavage and polyadenylation specificity factor subunit 4. NCBI's taxonomy places the organism in Eukaryota, Metazoa, Cnidaria, Anthozoa, Actiniaria, Actiniidae. Gene Ontology annotation, molecular function: zinc ion binding; RNA binding. The record is from RefSeq and is a predicted model, not a curated record.
AGUUGUAAAGUUUUUACGUUUUGUUGAAUUUUGUCUCAAAUUCUACUCUUCUAAAUGAAUGCAUAACUGUUUCUGAACACUUUAUCUCGUAGUUUGGUUGCCUAAGUCUCUGUGCUAGAGAGCRAAGGUCUCAGAAUGCAGGAUAUCGUAGCGGGAAUCUCCGACAUCAUGUUGGACAUUGAGUUCCAACUCAAGAAUCAGAUAGGAUGUCAACCAUUACCWUUCCCUGGCAUGGACAAGUCCAGUGCUGCAGUAUGCGACUUCUUCGUGAAUAACACUUGUAGCAAAGGUGCGUAUUGUCCAUUCCGCCACACGUCRGGUGAAAAGACAGUCGUCUGCAAGCACUGGUUGAGAGGUUUGUGCAAGAAGGGAGACCAGUGUGAGUUUCUUCACCAAUAUGAYAUGACCAAGAUGCCUGAGUGUUAUUUCUACUCAAAAUUUGGAGAAUGCAGCAACAAAGAGUGUCAGUAUCUGCAUAUAGAUCCACAGUCAAAGAUCAAAGACUGUCCUUGGUAUGACAGAGGCUUCUGUAAACAUGGUCCUCAUUGUCGUCAUCGUCAUGUUCGUCGGGUAUUGUGCAUUAACUACUUGUGUGGGUUUUGUCCUGAAGGUCCAAAAUGUAAACACAAACAUCCAAGGUUUGAGCUUCCAAUAGUCAAGGAUGAAGGAGUUGAGAAAAAACUAAACAUWACUUGUCACAGCUGUGGUCAGCCUGGUCAUAAAGCAUCAAUGUGUCCUCAGAACCAAAUGAAAGAACACAAGCCCAAUACAUACAUACAACUGAACCCAAAUCAUACUACCGAUCAACAAGUGUUUGGCAGAAGACCACUAGAGACUGUUACAUGCUUUAAGUGUGGUGACAAAGGACAUUAUGCUAACAAGUGCCCAAAAUCAAGAUCAGAACUGAUUGGCUGAUGUCGAUAGUACAAUGAACAAGAGAAUAGCUCGUUCGUCCUCAUGCUCAACACCAACCAAGACAGCAGAUGGACCACUUGUCAGAUAAAAAUAUUUAGAAAUUAUUAUUAUUAUUGUUAUAACUUUGCGGUCCACGGUUGUUGCUGUUUCAUGAUAUCGCGUGCUUUAUCUCAUGAAAUUUAACCAAUACACCUCUUUAGCUUGAGCGCAAUGUGUCAUUCCCUAGAGUAUUAAUUCUUUGUUUAACGGUUGCCCAUGAGAAGACACAUGAAUAUAUGGAUAUGACUCAAACAAAAAAUCCUACUUUCAAAGGAAUGACACAUGGCCUGAAAUGGGAAUACAUUAUAAUUAUGUCCAAGGUAAAGAGAUUUAGUAUUUUAAUUACAUUUUUUAUCAAGUGGAAAAGUUAACCAAUCAGUGAUGACAUUUCAGUCACUACCRCUCAAUAUCGAUAUCUCAGUGGCAGACUAUAUUUUGUAGGUAUCAAGGGUGGCGUAGUGAAAGCACACUCACCUCUUGGAUCUUGGAUUCAAUACCUGGACUCGUCAUCAAAUACAAAUUCGAUGUUUUUUCUGAAAUUUAUGGUUUUCCUCCCUCCGCAAAAACCUUACUUGCUAAAUUUCUAUUCUCUGUGACUUAGCCGUGCCCUGACUUAGAUCAGCCCAGAGGUUGUUUCAGGGUUCGAUCUGUGAGUUAGCCAUGCCCUGACUUAGAUCAACCCAGAGGUUGUUUCAAUAUUGAUAAAAAGAAAUUAUAAAGAUACGGAAGUAUCCGGUCACGACAUGGUCACGCAAUAUCAGGUGUUUCAGUCUCUUGUAUGAAAGUAAAAAUUAUUAAUUUGGUAAAAAAUAUUGCGUGCGUUUUCGUGAAUCACGGGAUUAUAGCAACAUUUCCGUGGACCACCAACAGAGUAACUUAUUUUUAUCAUCUGUCGAUAUUUCA